Molecule: messenger RNA, 4204 nt
Organism: Hermetia illucens (black soldier fly)
Lineage: Eukaryota; Metazoa; Arthropoda; Insecta; Diptera; Stratiomyidae
Gene: tacc
Product: transforming acidic coiled-coil-containing protein 2
Exons: 12
Coding region: 233-3010 (925 amino acids)
Biological process (GO): cerebral cortex development; mitotic spindle organization; cell population proliferation
Cellular component (GO): cytoplasm
Source: RefSeq, a predicted model, not a curated record
GAAAAUAAGAUUUAAUGUGGACAGUGUCAAAAUUGAAUGAUAAGCAUUGCAUUCGUGUGUAAACGUCUAUUUGUUUAAAUCAAUUUAAUAUUAUUUAUUUGUUUAUAUUUAUAUAAUAUUUUGAAGUUAAACAAAAAACUUUACAUUUAUCGUGCAGUGUAGUGCGAUCCUCGGUUAUAUUUCAUAAAAUUUCGGUUACCAUUUAUUCAGUUUUAAUUGGAUUUCAUGAACAAUGGGAAAUUUCGCCAGUACACGGAAGUCGCCAACAAAUACAAACAACAUACUAAAUAAUAAGCUUGGAGGGAAGAAAUCGGAAAAAUUGGAUGUAUUUGACGGUAUUGUUGAGAGCAGUAGCGGUAAAGAAGAUUGUGCAAAAAUACCUAGUGACAAAUCGGAGAACGUCAAUUCAACAACAAAAGUUGGCAUUGUAAAGAAUUCUACAGAAAAACAACAGGAAAAGAAAGCAAACAAUUCAGAGAAAUCCGAGAUAUCAUCGUCCAGCGAUAAUCUACCCUCUCCAAAUACAGUUCUUCCUGAUAUCGUAAAUGUGCAGCCUAAUGUUAUAAGUACCGCUACAGAUACUGAUGACAGCUUAAUUCAGUCCUUAACUUCAAAUUUAACUGGCUUACAGAUCGGUACACCAAAGGGAAAUCAACCACUUCCUGAUUCGCCAGCAAUCAGGACCAAUUUAACAAAUUUCUUGGCGCCAAGUAACGAUGCACUUAGUGCAGUGUCAUCAGAUGAUGAAGUAUUUUCUGAAUGUCAAACAUUCAAUGAAGCAAAUGCAAUGGAAUCUAAUGAUAUGAAUCAAAGUACUAGUUGGGAAAAUGUGGUUUCAUCCGUAACUUCAGGCUGUGCCGAUAGUCUUGAUAAUACACAAGAACAAAUUGAACCAUCGGCAAUCGAUUCACAGUCAGAUUUACUUGCAAAACCAAACACAGUCGAAACUACAGUAACAAGCGCCCUUUGUGAUAGUAUAGAUACAAGUAAUGAGGCUAAUGUCCAAUCAAAUGUCUCUGGAGAUUUGAAAAGUAUAGAUAAUCCAGAGAUGAAAGUCGAUACAACUUGCCCCCAAGACGCAGAUUAUUCUUCACAUACACAAAAUAUUGAAAUUACCAAUGAAAAGUGUGACCCCGAAAAUUCAGGCCCAAAUGUUUUACAAAUACCGCAAAUAAAAAUUGAACCGGGUACCCCUACAUUAUCCCCGCAACGAGAAAAUCUUGAUGGAACUUUUAAUGCUACAGAACAAAAUAUAUUAGAUCCAAUAAAAAAAGAACCGCCAGCGUCUCCAAAAACAGAGCUAAAUACUACUUUCCAAUCGACCCCUAACAAGUCGCCGAAUACCACAGUUGAAAUAAAACAAAGCUCGCCAACACCUACUGAUACUACAUUUGUAGCUAAUUUAAACGAAACGGUAUCGGUAGACAACACCCCAGAAGAUUUCAUUACUAAAGUAAAAAAAGACAAAUGCAAUGAAAAUGAACUGAAGGCAGCUUUUGCAGUUAGUCCAAAAGCGCCUGAACCAAUGGACAUUGAUGACACUUGGUCUGAAGGAGCAAGUACAGUUCUCAAUAGUACUCAAGUCAUUGGAAAGGCCAACACGCCUGCUAAGACAAGUCCAAAAAGACAAGAUGUUUUUAUUGAAAAUUUAAUUACGGAUAAAAUUGAUGUAACAUUCAAGGCACCAACAGGACCAGCACCACAUGCCAACAAUAAGCGCCGCAGUCAAGAAAAGAACGAUAUCGGCGAUGAGGAAUUCUCUUCAAAUGGAAUAAUACUUACUCCGUCGGAUUUUGAUUUCCUCCUAUCGAAAGGUGACAAUAAUGUCACGGCUGAACGGAACUCGCUUUUGUUAAAAUUUGAUCCGCUUCUAGGCCAUUCGGUGCCAGUAAAUCAACAACAACAAUCACAACCGCCACAGAAACAACGAUCUCCUCCGUUCCCGGGCAGUAAUAAGUCGUUGAACAAUACACGAAACUUGUCACAUUUCGAAUCAAGUCUGAAUACAACUCACGAGGAAGGAGAUAUCCAGCCUAACAAUUUCCUACAUGACCAAUUUGUCCUGGAAGCAAGUUGUGAUUCUAGUCGAGGCUCACUGAAUUGCACAGUGCCAGUUGGAGGUGGUGAUGAAUUGUCUUUCCAUUCAGUAAAUGGCUUAGAUAAAACAUUAUCAGGAACAUCAGUUAAUAAAUCGCUAAAUUUCCAUGAGAAUCAAAAACUGUUAAAGGAUCGGAUAAAUAGGAGCCAACCGGAAGAAAAGAAAAGCAAUGCUAAAAUGAGCGUCGACGUUAUUCAAGAUAUGAAAAUUGAAAACGAUACAAAAUGUAUUGAUAAUAUAAAUUCACAAACGGAUGAAAAACAAGAAUACAACAUGGCCGAAUUGGAAAAGAAAAUUAAAAAUGAAACCCUUAAAACAGAAGAUGUGGAGAAGAAACUUAAAGAAGCUGAGCAGCGUGAGGAGGCCUUACUUAAACGGAUAGCGGAGAAGGAUCGAACCAUUUCGAAAAUGAGUGGAGUGUUGGAACAAUACGAGAAAGCUAUUGCGGAGUUAAUAGCAGAGAAGGAGCAAAUAAAGCAAAACUGUGAGAAGCAACUGGCGGAAAUCAAAGCGGAUAGAGAUCUCAACUAUCAACAUUUGACUUCAUUGGAGACCACAUUUUCAGAUUUACAUGCGAAAUAUGAACGCAGCAAACAAGUCGCGGCCACCUUGAAAAGUAACGAAGAGGCUCUUUUAGCAGAGAAAAAGCAAAAUCUUGAGAAUUUAAGGUUACAAGAACAGCGAUAUGACAAAAUGAAAAAUCAUGCCAUGCAGCAAAUUGAAAUUGCUAACAAUAAACUCGAAACACUCGUGAAAAACCAUUCAAUAGAAAUCACAAAACUGAAAGCUCUACUCAAGAAAGAGGAGAUUUCACGACUAUCCAUGAACGAGCAACUCAUACAGAAGACCCGUGAAAACGAGGAACUUAUGAAGAUUUGUGAUGAGCUCAUAAACGGCCAAGGAACUAGUUAGAUUCUCUUUUACAAUAAGAACGCGUCGUUGAAAACAUAAGAGAGGAAAUAGGAGAGAUCGCGAAUGUAUUUUAGAAUCAACUUAUUAAAACCACAGAAAAAUAAAAAUAUUAGUAAAGAAUACAGAUUGAAAAAAAAACUGAAAACUGGAAACAGAUUUGACAAAAUUUUAAUUUCCUUUUCUCAAAGUUUAUGAAACGCGAACGCAGUAACACAGGAUGCUGAGAACAAACAAAUGUGCCGACUCUUGCAGCCACCACAUAGAAACAAGGGGGUAAAUUGCGUUGACAUUUAGUUACAUAUGUAAAUGGCAAUUGUUUUUGUUUAUGAUUGUUUCUGUUAAGGAAAUCGAUGUGUAUAAUCAUAAACGAAGAGAACUGAAACUGUCCAAGAAAAGAUUUUUAUUGUUUCUAUUAAGGGAAAGCGGACAUAGCAGAAGCAGUGCUCCUUGUUCUUCUAGGAAAUCUUAUUCACAUUUCAACUUGAUCUGUACAUUUCUCGCUCAGUAUUCGUUUUUUUUUUACCGCUGGAUGAGAGUAUCGCCCUUAUAUAUUUUUUUAUUCUCAACUUUAAUCAAAAUAGUCCUCCACACUAAACGCGUAUAGACAUGUUCUUCCUCAAAAAGAUAGUCGCAAAAAGAAUAAACCACAAGGCCACGAACCAUAGCCUUGACUAUGUUGGUCAAUCUUAUUUAAUAUCGCCAUUGUUAUUACUUAUUAACUUAUUACAAUUUUUUCUUUAAUCGCUUUGAAAGUAACUCGAAUUAUAAACUUAGAAAAAACGUGAAUUUAUUAUAUUUUUUAUAUUAUGCAUUUACAAUGUCAUCUUGAAUAUCCAUUCCUUUCUCGAAUAAGCAUAGCACAAUAGCAGGGAAGUGGAAAUCAAAAGUUUAAUUAUGAAGCCGCGAUCUAUCGGAGGCAUAGUAACAGCCUUUUCUAUUCAUUACGGAGCUCUUGCUAUUGUUUAGGUCGGCGUAGUAAUAUUCCUAAAUAUUUGAAGAGAUGUGACCCAUUGUAAAAUGCGCGCAUUACAUUAACAUUGCUUUUGUAGUACACAAUGAUACGCAUCUUAGCAAUUGUUCUGUUCUUUAUGUAGUACGUAAAACAGUUUUAUAUUUAAACCAUCCUACAUAUGUUAGAUAACCUUUUUUAAGAUGAAAAAUAUAUAGAAAAAAUGUGUUCUUGUACAUACAGUA